Molecule: messenger RNA, 865 nt
Organism: Momordica charantia (bitter melon)
Lineage: Eukaryota; Viridiplantae; Streptophyta; Magnoliopsida; Cucurbitales; Cucurbitaceae
Source: RefSeq, a predicted model, not a curated record
CCAGAAUUAGGCACCGAAUAUGGUCCGGCCUCCACAACGGAAUGGAUGAUCGGAGAAACGGCGGCUAUGGCGGCGACAGCAGCAGCGGCGAGGAAGAUGGCGACGCCCAAUGGAGAGCCGCCAUCGAUUCCGUUGCUACUUCAUCUGUGUUCAUCUCGUCUUUAACUAAUGGUGUUCCUCUUACUUCAACGACCGCCGCUUCAAUCUCGAACGAUGAUUCUGAGCUUAAUCUCGCUGCUCUGCCGCCCAAGCAAUAUCAGAUCAAGGCACGGAAGGUGUUGGAGAAUAUUUUAGAAACUACUUUAGAGGUGGUAGAACAUCCCAUUUCUGUCCCUUCUGAUGAUUCCAAGGCCUGUGUAGGUGGAAUUCGUUUGUUUAAAAAUGCUCCCAUUGGGGUUGUGUUUGAUCACGUGGAUGAGCUCGAACGUCCCACAAAGAGACCGAAAAUUAUCCCCGGGAAAGAAAUCAACGAGAAAUCGAAGAAGUUCAAGCAACGGCUCCAAUCCGUGGCCGUUGAUGGAAGAGACAUAAUCGCUAGUGCGAAACGUGCAUGUGAGAAAUCAGUUGUGAGGCUUGAAGCUAGAGAAGCAGCAGCCAAAGCAGCUGCCAAAAGAGAGGAGGAAAGGGUAGCAGAGCUGAAAAAGGUAAGAGGAGAAAAAUGGUUACCAUCUAUUGCUAGGGAAAUGAAGUUACAUUCUAAACAUUAGAUUUUGGAAACCAAUUCUUAGACUUUUUUGUGGAGAUGCUGUUUUAUAUGUUUGCAGUAUGCAGCAUCUCAGUCUGAGUUCAUAAUUGUUUUUUUCUUCCCUAGAAAACUCUUAUUUGGUCCUUUUUUUUAAUUUUAAUUUUAAUUUUCUGGGUUAGA